AAAAACCCUAAAUAAAACUCCACCAAAUCCAACGAUGACAUGAACAUGGUUUACAAUGUUAAGUACUUUCUGCAACUUCCCAAACUGUCAUACCCUCCCAAUCCCAUUCAUUAUCCAUUGGCCCGCCCCCUGCAAGUGCAACAGCCUCCCCUGGAAAUGGCUUGUCAAGCUCUUGCACUCAAAUUUAAUGCCUAUAACUCUCUGCUAAAUGCUUGUAUUAAUAAUAAGGCUAUUCGAGAAGGCCAAAGGGUCCAUGCCCACAUCAUCAAAACUUGUUAUCACCCUCCCGUUUAUCUUUGGACAAGGUUCAUUGUUUUCUAUACAAAGUGUGGCUUGUUAACGGAUGCAAGAAACGUGUUUGAUGAAAUGCCUGAGAGAAAUGUGGUUUCUUGGACUGCCAUGAUUUCUGCCUAUUCUCAAAGACAGCUCUCUUUUGAAGCAUUGCAUCUUUUUGUUCAGAUGCUCAGAUCAGGUGUGGAACCAAAUGAGUUCACAUUUGCUACUGUGCUAACCUCUUGUACUGCUGCUUCUGGAUUUGAACUCGGAAGGCAGAUUCAUUCUCUCUUAUUUAAGCGUGAUUAUAACUCCCAUAUAUUUGUGGGUAGCUCACUUCUUGACAUGUAUGCUAAAGCUGGCAGAAUUCUUGAAGCUCGAGCAAUUUUUGAGGGCUUACCGAAACGGGACGUUGUUUCUUGCACUGCAAUCAUUUCAGGCUAUGCUCAAUUAGGUCUUGAUGAAGAGGCGUUAGAACUAUUCCGGAGGUUGCAAAGAGAAGGAAUGAGUUCAAAUUAUGUUACUUAUGCUAGUGUGCUGACCUCAUUGUCCGGCCUUGCUGCAUUAGAUCAUGGAAAACAAGUUCAUGGCCAUGUUCUUCGCUGUGAAUUACCUUUUUAUGUGGUUCUUCAGAACUCUAUGAUUGAUAUGUACUCAAAGUGUGGAAGCCUUAAUUAUGCAAGAAGGAUUUUUGAUAGCAUGCCCGAGCAAACUGUUAUUUCAUGGAAUGCAAUGCUUGUGGGGUAUGGUAAGCAUGGAAUGGGAAGACAGGUGGUUGAACUCUUUAAACUGAUGAGAGAUCAAAAUAAAGUCAAACCUGACAGUGUAACGUUUUUAGCUGUUCUUUCUGGCUGCAGUCAUGGAGGAUUUGAAAAUAAAGGACUGGAAAUCUUUGAUGAGAUGUUGAAACAAAGUAGUGGGAUUAAGGCAGAGAUGGAGCAUUAUGGAUGUGUUGUUGACUUGCUUGGCCGUGCUGGUCGAGUAAAAGAGGCCUUCGAAUUCAUCAAAAAAAUGCCUUUUGAACCAACUGCUGCCAUUUGGGGUUCACUUCUAGGUGCUUGUCGAGUUCAUUCAAAUGUUGACAUUGGAGGAUUUGUUGGACAUAAACUUCUGCAAAUGGAACCUGAAAAUGCUGGAAACUACGUAAUCCUUUCCAAUUUAUAUGCUUCCGCCGGGAGAUGGGAUGACGUGAGAAAAGUAAGGGAACUGAUGGUGGAUAAAGCAGUGACAAAAGAACCAGGAAGAAGUUGGAUUGAACUAAACCAAACCUUACAUACUUUUCAUGCAACUGAUCGCUCCCAUCCAAGAAGGCAGGAAGUAUUUGGCAGAGUGAGGGAAUUAUUAAUCAAGUUUAAGGAAUCUGGAUAUGUCCCUGAUCUGAGUUGUGUUCUAUACGAUGUGGAUGCGGAGCAAAAGGAGAAAAUACUUCUAAGCCACAGUGAGAAGCUAGCUUUGGCUUUCGGACUCAUUUCUACUCCUGAUAAAGCCCCAAUCCGUGUGAUAAAAAACCUCCGAAUCUGUGUUGAUUGUCACAAUUUUGCCAAAUUUGUGUCGAAAGUUUAUGGAAGAGAAGUGUCUUUGAGGGAUAAGAGCCGGUUCCAUCAUAUUGUUGAGGGAAUCUGUUCUUGUGGUGACUACUGGUAAUUCUUUGAGCUUUUUAGUCAGUCCAUGUUUGCUUAUGUUUCUGAAGAAUGUGAGAGGGCUACGAUGAUAUGAGAUCUAGUAGGAGAACAAAGUUGCAUCUGAAAUGGAGGGUGAUGAGAUGAAAGUGUAUCCUUGUUUCGAAAACAACAACUUCUUUUCUUCCAACACUUUGCAUAAAUUGAUUCACUUUUUGGUAUAACUUGUAGAAGAUCUGUUAUACUCAUGUGACACAUUGAAACUUGAAGAAGUGUACAAGAGAAAUUAUUCGUCUGUUUGCACAUCAGCUUGUUUCUUGGUAGUUUCCUGGUUCAAGGAAACAGCUUUAAAAGAUAAAGUAAAGAAGAAGACUCUGUUUGUACCUCUCUGGACACAGCUCAGAUCAUCCAUGACAUGAAUUAAUUGGAGAAAAAAGGGAUUUGUUGGGCUCAUCAGGUGUAAGAAUGUCUAUAUUUGGAAUGUUAUGUUUCAACAACCUGCAUACUGGUGGUUUGACCUAGUGAUAGGAUUGUUAUGUUCAAACCUAAGAGUGACUCGGAUUUGAACUUCCGGUUUCAUGUAAAUGGUGCAGCUUGAACAUUUUCCAUGUUUGUGCACCUGGUUAAGCAGCUGCAUGGUAAAUAUGUUUGAAUCUACUUGUUGUCAAUUACCUUCUAAGAAGAGCUUGCACAUAGUCAGACGCCGUAACACAUCUAUUCAUGACGUUUCCAUAUUCCGCGACUUCAAUAUGCUAACAAUGAUGGUAUAGAUAUAGUACUGUGAUUACAAGAUGCUACAUUGAUACAGGAGAUGAUGCCAUAAUACCCAAAGACAUAUAAUGGCCCCCUUUAUAACUUGACUGCAAUCAACUCUUGGAUUCGAACUAAAUCUUUCUCUAUCAAGUUCAGAAGUGCCAGUUAGUUUGAUUUUAAGAAUCUGACGUUCAACAAUGUCACUGUAGUUGAUUCUCAUAAGAGGUCUGGCACUGCAAAUACGCAAGCUUUGCCAUUGUUUAUUCCAAAUUUUGAAUUUUAUCGACAAAUUAUAAAAUACACAUCGGUUAAUGAUUAUUUGAAGAUUUGUUGUAUGAAA
Mercurialis annua (annual mercury) is the source of this 2985-nucleotide messenger RNA. RefSeq names its product putative pentatricopeptide repeat-containing protein At3g13770, mitochondrial. The transcript has 4 exons. Gene Ontology annotation, molecular function: zinc ion binding; RNA binding; protein binding. The record is from RefSeq and is a predicted model, not a curated record. Lineage: Eukaryota; Viridiplantae; Streptophyta; Magnoliopsida; Malpighiales; Euphorbiaceae. Gene Ontology annotation, biological process: RNA modification. Bases 40 to 1917 code for a protein of 625 amino acids.